AUGGUCUAUGAUCUCACUCUUGUACAAAGACGAAUCACCAUCUACUGGGAUCAUCGCAACAUGCGAUUUCGACACAACCGUGACCAGCGUAUCUCUGGUUCUCUCCUUCGCACCUGCAAGACAGUUCAUGCCGAUGCCAGAGCCCUGAUGUACUCGACCACAUUCGAGUUCGAGAACAUGGAUUACCUCGAAAAAUGGCUGAAUAAAGUCGGCCCGGGAGUUGUCAAUAUACGAAACAUUAGACUGACACGCUCAUUCCAGGCGUCCUUUGCUCAAAGUUACGGUGUUAAUCUUCCGAUGUGGAACCAGCGAGAUUACAGAGCUACCACACGACGGGUUGCCAAGCUCCUCAGUGCCUGCCAACAUCUCGAAAGUCUGGACUUGGGCUUCUUGUACACCACGGUGUACCAGACGGCGACCCUGAUCGAGAACAAAGAUAAACCUGCGUACUGGCAAAAGGAGGCACGACUUCUUGCCGAGAUGGUGUUUAGCGAUUUGUCCGUCCUGCUAAGAGCGGCCAAGGCUUCCGGCAAGACGCUGGAUCAAGUGGCGAGCUUGCCUAAAAUUCACCACAAGAACUUUGAAUGUAUUAGACACCAUCCCUCCAAUGUGGCGAAUGGUCAGCCAAGUCGAGAGACAGCUUGUCACAUGAAGUUAUUGAUUGCGAAGUACAUCGGAAACUGA
This is a messenger RNA of Colletotrichum fioriniae, 684 nucleotides long. The record is from RefSeq and is a predicted model, not a curated record. NCBI's taxonomy places the organism in Eukaryota, Fungi, Ascomycota, Sordariomycetes, Glomerellales, Glomerellaceae.